AGGUGACCGAGGGCCACGCCCGUGCGGUGGCGGAGGGCGAGCGGACCCGCACGGCGGAGUCUCUCCAGGCGGCGCGGCAGGAGAUGCGCGCGCUGCAGGCGGAGUUGGACGCCACCGAGCGGAACCGCGCGGAGCUGGCGACGCUGCUGGAGGCGACCGUGGCCUCGGCCGGCGGCGUGAGGGCCAUCGACAGCUCCAGGAGGCAGAACGCGGCCAUCCGGAUACAGUGCGCCUGGCGCGCCUGCCUCGCGCGCCGCCAGCGGGAGGACCUACGCACGAUGGACCCUUACGACGUGAUCGUGUGCUUCGAGUCCCUGAGCACGGUCAUCGACCCCGACAGUUUGCGGAUCAACAUCUUGAGAUGGGCGGGGACGGCCUUCGACAUCUGCGCCUCGCAGCUCUCUGGCGUGCGCAUCGUGGCGCACAUGGGGCUCUUCGACAAAGGCAAGACGUGGCUGAUCAACACGCUCUACGGCAAGAACUUACCGUCGGGCAAGUUGCACGAAACAUCUGGCCUGAGUAUGGUUCCCCCCUACAUGCAUAGUUUGGCAACGCACGAGUGGAUCGCCUCGCAGAGCAAGCCGCCGCAGAGCACCAACUGGACGCAGGCCAACCCGGGGCGGUCAGGGGACGUCAGCGAGGAGAUGCAUUUGAAGCAGUCCGACCGCCGCCAGGACGAGCAGAUCGAGCAGCCACCACUCCAAUGCGACAAGCAGCAAGCGUAA
Prorocentrum cordatum is the source of this 725-nucleotide messenger RNA. The record is from the annotation of a GenBank genome assembly. Lineage: Eukaryota; Dinophyceae; Prorocentrales; Prorocentraceae.